Ixodes scapularis (black-legged tick) is the source of this 807-nucleotide messenger RNA. Its product is annotated as small integral membrane protein 29. The transcript is spliced from 5 exons. The record is from RefSeq and is a predicted model, not a curated record. Bases 163 to 531 code for a protein of 122 amino acids. NCBI's taxonomy places the organism in Eukaryota, Metazoa, Arthropoda, Arachnida, Ixodida, Ixodidae.
UUUAGGUUACAAAAUGGCGACGAGUCGUCUGCUAAAUUACUGCUAGUCCAUUUUAGCUUCUACGGAGGUAACAUAUCUCAUGAAAUCUGUCCGCACCACGUAAGGCUCCUGCUCAAGGUCACAAAAUUAUGCAAGGCCACUGAUACGGCGCAACGAAGUCCCAUGCUGGUCCAGCGGCAGAACAACUCGACAGAGCCGCUAGAGUCCGUGAACAACGUCACGACACAGGAGGUUCCCAUCCACCUAGACUCGGGCUGGAACUCUACCAGCCUGGCCUAUGUCUUUGUGCCACUGGGACUGGUCGUCUGCUUGGGGCUCGCGGCAGCUCUGGUCGUUUUCCUGGUCAGGAAAAGCAGGCUGGACCGGCUAAGGCACCACCUGAUGCCGUUCUACAGCUUCGACCCGCAGGAUGAAGGAGAGGACUGGGAGGCAGAACUCCUGGAAGAGGGGCUCACCCAUAGACCAAACCCUGCAAACAAGAACCCGGAAUUCCACGAGCCUCCCAAGCUCGCAUUCCGUUCGGUGCUCUGAAGAAGUCCCACCUCCCAACCACGAGACGCGAUUAUAUUUAUUAACCUCCGAAUCUCACCAGACCAGUUGAAUGUUUAUUCUGCCCGGCGUCACGCCGGCAGAGGUGUACAAUGCCCUAGCAGUCAUCCUCUCUAGUCUCCAUGGAUAUGCCGUAGCAGCAGACGAACUCUGCGGGUAGGUUUCAUCUCGCCACGCCUACUGCAAUACUCAAGAUAAGCUGGUACUACCACUAACCCCUACAAGGCCACAAAGACUUAAUAAAGAUGCGAACUACCA